UCUUGGGGGCGGAAGUGGAAGAAGUUGGAACAUUUAUGUUGUAAGACCCGAGGCAGUGUAACUAUAGUUAGCCAGUGCAGAGUGGCCGGAUACACCUUUGCUUCGGCCCAGAGUGCGAAACUUUACAAGAAGUAAGAAAUCACGCUUGGCUGUCGUCAACAUGGCCACGGAGGAAGACAUGCGAGAUGAACUCUACAACAUGCAGCAGAAGAUAGACCAAACCACAGAUGAUUCGCUGGAGAGUACCAGGCGAAUGCUACAGAUGGCAGAGGAGAGUCAAGAUGUGGGUAUCAAGACACUGGUUAUGCUGGAUGAACAAGGAGAGCAACUUGACCGUGUUGAGGAGGGGCUUGAUCGGAUAAAUGAGGACAUGCGGCAGGCGGAGCGCAACCUGACCAACCUGGAGAAGUGCUGCGGACUCUGCGUAUGUCCCUGGAAAAAGUGGCGCAGUUUUGAGAAGAACUCCAGCUACCAGCAGGCGUUCAAGAGCGGAGAAGAUGGGAAGAUCGUGACCAGCCAGCCCGUCAGGAUGUCCGACGACCGCCACGGACCACAGGUGUCUGGGGACUACAUUACCAGGGUGACCAACGAUGCCCGUGAAGAUGAGAUGAAUGAGAACUUGACCCAGGUGGGUGGGAUCAUCGGGAACCUGAAGCACAUGGCCAUGGACAUGGGCAACGAGCUGGACAUGCAGAACACACAGCUGGACAGGAUCGAAACAAAGGCUGACUCAAAUGUGGACAGAAUCCAGCUUGCCGACAAGAGGGCCAACAAGGUGCUGAGAAAGCAGUGAAAAUGCGGACGCACGCGUGGAUCUAUGUAGUACGCAACUUCUCUCGGAGAUUGAGAUGGGGACCCAGUCCAAUGUUUAACGUGCCUCAUGUCAGGAGAUACACCAGAGCUAUACGCUGUAAUUACCAGGGUAGUACUGUAAAGAUUUUGUCUUUAAUCAAUUUAUGGACUGCGGUUUCGGAAUGGGGGCCAGAAUCUUUAUUGAACUGCCCUUCUUGUUUCCAGAGUUCACUAUGUUGUAAUCAUCAAUUCAUGACAGUGAUGUCUUUUUAAUAUUGAUGUAACUUUUCUUUCCUAUUCCAAGCAUAUUUAGUAAUUACUUAAUAUGCAUCUCCUGUUGGUAUUAAAAUCAUAAUUGAACCCUAAAGCAUAAGUUAUGAACACAGAAUGAUACAUUGUAUAUAUUAAAAUGCAUCAUAAUACACACAAUCCUGAAGGAUAUAGUUGUAAUUUGAAGUAGGGUGACCGUUUUGGAAUCAACAGGAUUCAAGAAUGACAUUGGUUGGUGCUUCUAGCCUAGAUUAUAGUUUCUAUAGACUAUGUAGAAUCAAGGAGGACCCUACUAUCUUCCCAUGACAUGGUCAAUUGUUGUGUCUUAUAAUAACAUCCUUCUGUGUCUGUCAUGUUGACCAAAGUUUACGAGUUGUCAUUGCUUUUCCUGAUAACUAACAGUUCCACAGAAUAAGACUUAGUACAUAAUGCUUGUCCAGUGGUGAUUUUGAAUGGCUUGAACAAGCUGUUCUACAUGUACAUUGUAGUUGUCAACCUUAUUCCGUCUCAAUAUAUGAUCAAUACAUCAUAACAAGGAUCUUUUAUUCUUUUAACCAGCAGAAUAAUGUAAGGUGAGUAAUACACAUGUACAUCUCACAACAAUGAGUGAAGACAACCCUUUCUGUUGUGACACUUCCUUCUCAAUGUACAAAAUGUAAUGUAUGAUCAUACAGAAGGUACUGC
Branchiostoma belcheri (Belcher's lancelet) is the source of this 1746-nucleotide messenger RNA. RefSeq names its product synaptosomal-associated protein 25-like. Gene Ontology annotation, cellular component: SNARE complex; plasma membrane. The transcript has 8 exons. Gene Ontology annotation, molecular function: SNAP receptor activity; syntaxin binding. Gene Ontology annotation, biological process: exocytosis; synaptic vesicle fusion to presynaptic active zone membrane; synaptic vesicle priming. NCBI's taxonomy places the organism in Eukaryota, Metazoa, Chordata, Leptocardii, Amphioxiformes, Branchiostomatidae. Bases 161 to 793 code for a protein of 210 amino acids. The record is from RefSeq and is a predicted model, not a curated record.